CACAGCUGAGAUUGGAACUUGGAAGCUCAAACCCUGAGCUGCCUAUGGAAAGCCAGGCAAGGCCGAUGCGGGUGCUGGUGACGGGCGGCAGGGGUCUGGUGGGUAGCGCUAUAGAACACGUGGUGAAGGUGGAAGGAGGUGCGAGAGAGGGCGAGGUGUGGAUCUUUCUCUCCUCCAAGGACGCCAAUCUGACGAACGUGGACGAGACGAGAGCGAUCUUUCAGAAACAUCAACCAACACAUAUUGUUCACCUGGCAGCCAUGGUGGGUGGCCUCUUCCUCCACCUCAGAGAGAACCUGGAUUUCUGGAGGAAGAACUCGGCUAUUAACGACAACGUUCUCCACACGGCUCAUCAGAUGGACGUGGUGAAGGUCGUCUCCUGUCUGUCCACCUGUAUUUUCCCAGAUCAAACCAGCUACCCCAUCGAUGAGACAAUGAUCCAUAACGGUCCUCCGCACCAGUCCAACUUCGGUUACGCCUACGCCAAGCGCAUGGUGGACGUCUACAACAGAGCCUGUUUCCAGCAGCAUGGACGUCGAUACACAGCCAUCAUUCCCACAAACAUCUUCGGUCCGCACGACAAUUUCAGCAUCGAGGACGGACACGUCGUUCCCGCGCUCAUCCACAAGACCUACCUGGCAAAAAGAGACGGUACGGCUCUGAGUGUCUGCGGAUCGGGCGCUGGGCUUCGUCAGUUCAUCUUCUCGCUGGAUUUGGCUCGUCUGUGCGUGUGGGUGCUGCGCGAGUACGACGAGAUCGAGCCCAUCAUCCUGUCAGUUGGAGAGGAGGACGAGGUGACCAUUAAGGACGCGGUCGACAUGAUUGUGGAAUCUUUCGGCUUCACCGGACCCGUAAUCUACGACACCGACAAAUCUGAUGGUCAGAUUAAGAAAACGGCGAGUAACACCAAACUGCGCCGCUACCUUCCAAACUUCACCUUCACCCCCUUCAGGAAAGCCAUUAAGGAGACGUGUGAUUGGUUUGCGGCGAAUUACGACGUCGCUCGCAAAUGAGGAAUCUGCCGAACACAAAAAAAAACCUGAAACACUUUACUCUACACCUCUCUCAAAACUCUGGGGUUCUGUAAAAGGCUUUAAAGGGGACGUGAAACACCCGUAACUUUGGGAAGAAUCAUGUAAAACGAUCCAACAAUAAAUUAUAAAAUAUUUAAUUAGUACUGAAUGAUGCUCCCCGCUCUGGAUCCCUGUAACGUUGAUGUUUCACGUCGCCUUUGUUAAUCACUCUGGUUCUGUGACUGUGACGGUUUGGGGUUUUUAUGUCUGUUUUAUUACACGUGUGUAUUUUUAUUUCCUCAUAAACUCAGAAUAAUAAACGAUAAGCAUCAGA
Messenger RNA from Trichomycterus rosablanca, 1347 nucleotides. Its product is annotated as GDP-L-fucose synthase-like. Gene Ontology annotation, biological process: nucleotide-sugar biosynthetic process. Bases 45 to 1013 code for a protein of 322 amino acids. NCBI's taxonomy places the organism in Eukaryota, Metazoa, Chordata, Actinopteri, Siluriformes, Trichomycteridae. The record is from RefSeq and is a predicted model, not a curated record. The transcript is spliced from 10 exons. Gene Ontology annotation, molecular function: GDP-L-fucose synthase activity.